UAAACCAACUAACAAAGCAUAAAAGGCAAAGGUUUCUAUUUGGACUCUCAUUGGCACUUUUUCACUUUUAAAGAAAACAGGGAAAGAGAAGGAAAGGCUCUCAGCAAUUCCCAUCAAUCUCUACUCUUUUCGCUCACACAUAAUUUCUUCAUGCACUUUCGUCUUCUCCUUCACCAUCCUCCUCUGAGGGUUGCCGCGCGUACUCCUCACGCGCUGCCUUUCUCUACUAUAAAGUCCCGCUUCUACCGCUGCCUCGGCCUUGAUCCUUAUUACUAGACAGAAUCAUUUCCAUCUCCAUAUAUCUCUCUCCUUGUCUCUGUAUUUUUCUUUUUCUUUUGUUGAAAGGGUUUUGUCAAAAACAUAGAGGAGCUAGAGUGAGAAAAAAAAUGACGAAGAAGAAGAUGGGGAUGGAUUCUCACUGUCAUUCUUCUCAUGGUGAGUCUCAGAAGAAGAGGUUGCUGAUAACGGUGAAUGUUCUGGGAAGUGCAGGACCCAUGAGGUUUGUGGUGAGUGAGGAUGAUCUCGUUGGUUCAGUGAUUGAAUAUGCUCUUAAAUCUUAUGCUCGAGAGGGACGACUCCCCGUUCUUGGUACGGACUCCGACCGUUUCUUUCUCUACUGCGCCAACUCCGGAUUUGAUCCAUUAAAUCCUUCGGCAAAGAUAGGAUGUGGAGUUCGGAAUUUUAUGCUUUGCAAGAAGCAGAGGCAGCUUCAGCUGACAGAUAGGAAGGCAUCGGACCUAAUUGCUCAGAAGGGAAUCAGUUGCUGGAAGGCCUGGCUUAAUAAUCCCUUUACUUCUAAGUUGAUGUCCCACUGAUAUGAUAUAUAAAUAUAUUACCUCAAUAAUUUUCAAACACUUGAAAAUUCCAUUCUCACAACUUACAUGAUAAAAGCCUAAUUUAAUGUAAGGACAAUAAUACUAAUUAUGUGAGACAAUAUUGUAGUGUUUAAAGGAUAUGUUCUUCUUGAAUAAUCUUAAUUUGCUGAAGAGUUCAUUACCUGUGGAACCUUCUUGGAAUUUAACGGGACAACAAGAAUAAUAUUACUUAUAUAGACUCUAUAGUUUGAAAGAGUUUA
Messenger RNA from Cannabis sativa, 1075 nucleotides. RefSeq lists its product as uncharacterized. Bases 387 to 815 code for a protein of 142 amino acids. The transcript has 2 exons. Lineage: Eukaryota; Viridiplantae; Streptophyta; Magnoliopsida; Rosales; Cannabaceae. The record is from RefSeq and is a predicted model, not a curated record.